Messenger RNA from Triticum turgidum subsp. durum (durum wheat), 858 nucleotides. NCBI's taxonomy places the organism in Eukaryota, Viridiplantae, Streptophyta, Magnoliopsida, Poales, Poaceae. The record is from the annotation of a GenBank genome assembly.
AUGCAGAUCCUCCGGCGGAACCUUCUCGAAGCUUCCCGCCGCCUCUCCUUCCUCCUCCACUCUCCACCUCCCGCCGCCCACGCACACGCCCAUGCCGUCGCCACCCUCUCCGCCGCCCGGCGGGACCCGUCCGCGGGCUCCCUCGCCGCCACGCCGUGGGCCGCCACGCAGCGCCGCGGCGCGAAGAUGCUCGGCUCCGACGUCAAACUUGGAAAUGUGAUACAGAGAAGAGGCCGCAUUUAUCAGGUGCGUUUAACUGCUUUUCAUGUCCUAUGUCCCUCCAUAUUUCCUCAAGCUUUAAUAUCGUGGAUUACUACUUAUCCAUCUUUUGGGCCAACCAUAAAUCAAGGCCGCAUUUAUCAGGUGAUAAAAUCGCAUCAUUCACAUCAAGGAAGAGGAGGAGCCACAAUACAGGUGGAACUGAGGGAUGUUGACACUGGUAACAAAAUAGUUGAAAGAUUUCGUACUGACGAGGCUCUUGAGAGAGUUUUUGUUGAGGAUAAGCCUUUCACAUAUCUGUAUCAGGAAGGAGACAACGUGGCACUUAUGGAGCCUAACACGUUUGAGCAACUCGAGGUUUCGAAGGAACUGUUUGGCAAAAACGCUGCAUAUCUGAAAGAUGAGAUGAAGGUAACUCUACAAUUCUUUGAUGGCCGAGCGUUGUCUGGCUCAGUGCCUCCUCGUGUGACUUGCACUGUUGUUGAAGCACAGCCUAAUGCAAAAGGCCUAACUGCUACACCUCAAUAUAAGAGGGUCUUGCUGGAUAAUGGCCUUACAGUGCUUGCCCCGCCUUUUGUUGAAGUGGGUGAGAACAUCGUUGUUAGUACUGUGGAUGAUUCAUAUAUGACUAGGGCCUAA